AUGAUCAACGGAAACAGUCUAUAUUUUCAGGCUCUUUUGCUCUUAUACUAUCCCAAUAUAUUGUCUCGAGCGGUGCUGUUUCUCUAUGAAUUCAGCAUUAUUAUGCCCGAAGCAUCGUUUACUCAUUCGUGGUGUUCCUGUGCAAUUUCCAUGUACUUACCUUCGGUUAUAAUCGAACGAUGUUUUGCCUCCAAAUUUGUCGUCGACUACGAAAAAAUCCCUAGAACUUGGAUCAUCUCCAAAAGUUGGAUCAGCGGAAUUAUCAUCUCUUUGGGUUAUAUGGUGUCAGCGAUUAUUGCUGCUACCGUUUUACUGGGCAAGUUAUUGCUUAAUUCCUCAAUUCCUUUUGCAAACUUUGAGAAUCCGACAACUGUCAUCAACAAUAAAGCUCCUACAAAAAUUGUGUCUGUGAUUGUGCAUAUGUUCUUCAAUAAUUCAUUUAUUUCAGGAUAUUACAAUUUCGUCGUUUUAGUAGUAGGCUUUUGUGUAUUUAUGACUAUCUGUUGCUUAUUAUAUAUAGCACUCUACCGUCGUGACUCGGCGAGGUUGCGAGAUAUGAAUCGAGGUGUCAUAGCGAAAAACGUUAUCUACACUCUCAGUACAAGAUUUCAGCUGACGGAAAACCUUAGAGUGUUGAAGGUAAAUGUUGUGUUACUAAACAGGAUAUGUCCUUACAGGGGGUUCAGAUACUGUAUCCUUUGUAUAUUACAUCCAUGGAGAACGUCCUUCCCAUGCGCUCGUCGAAAUAAGGUCACCCGCACACUUCGCGCGCGGCGCAGCCCACUGCAAUCUCGAGAUGACAUUACAGUGCCACUAAGUGUCAGGGGAGCGAAUGAUUCCCAUUAG
This is a messenger RNA of Haemonchus placei, 846 nucleotides long. The record is from the annotation of a GenBank genome assembly. Lineage: Eukaryota; Metazoa; Nematoda; Chromadorea; Rhabditida; Trichostrongylidae.